AGUACGAAAAUGAUGACCUCUGGUGAGCAACCUUGUUAUUCGCUAAUUAACGUGCCUAAUGAUGUUGAAUUUCCUUCCGAGGCACAAUUGAAAGAUAAAUUUGAACAUGCGAAGACUGAGGCUUUGAAAAAAUUAAUUUUAAUGAUUCAAUCUGGGGAAAAGAUAAGUCAAAGUUUGAUGAUGUAUGUUAUUCGUUUUUGCCUACCAUCAACCGAUCAUUUUCUUAAAAAGCUUUUGCUUCAUUUUUGGGAAGUAUUGCCAAAGACAAACCAAGACGGAAAAUUAUUGCAAGAAAUGAUUCUCGUCUGUGAUGCUUAUCGUAAAGAUUUUUUCCUUUGUAAAUUGCGAGAACCUGAACUUUUGGAGCCUUUAAUGCCUUCUAUUCUCAAAUGCCUUGAACAUAAACAUUCUUAUGUUCGUAGAAAUGCUAUUCUGGCUUUAUUUACAAUCUACAAAAAUUUUGAAUUCCUUGUUCCUAAUGCGCCUGAAGUGAUUUCUCAGCUUUUGGAAUCUGAGCAGGAUGCUUCUUGCAAACGAAAUGCAUUUAUAAUGCUUCUUCAUGUUGAUCAACAACGCGCGCUUGACUAUUUGUCAGUUUGUAUUGAUCAAGUCCAACACUUUGGUGAUAUUCUUCAACUUGUUAUUGUCGAGUUAAUUUAUAAGGUUUGUCAUAAUGAUCCAGCUGAGAGGAACCGCUUCAUUCGUUGUGUUUACAAUUUGCUUCAAUCCCAGUCUCCAUCUGUUCGUUAUGAGGCUGCUGGGACUUUGGUUACAUUAAGUUCUGCACCAGCUGCCAUCAAAGCGGCGGCUACAACUUAUAUAGAUUUAAUUGUAAAAGAAUCUGACAACAAUGUUAAACUAAUUGUCCUUGACCGGUUAGUUGGCCUUCGUGAAGUAUUACCAAAUGACAAAGUUCUCCAAGAAUUAGUUAUGGACAUUCUUCGUGUGCUUUCUACGACAGAUUAUGAAGUUCGACGAAAAAUUUUGCAACUUGCUUUGGAGUUAGUUUCAUCACGUAACGUUAAUGAGAUGGUUAUGUUUAUGAAAAAAGAAAUUGAUAAGACAAAUAAUGAUCAAUUGGAAGAUACUGGUCGUUAUAGGCAAUUGCUUGUCCGAACUCUUCACAGUGCUACAAUUAAAUUUCCUGAUGUUGCACAACAAAUCUUUCCUGUACUUGUGGAAUUUCUUUCAGAUCAAUCUGAAGCAGCAGCAAUGGAUGUUCUUUUGUUUAUUCGAGAGGCAAUACAGCGAUUACCACAUUUACGACAACAUAUUCUUCAGUUACUCUUGGAUGUGUUUCCAUCAAUUCGAAAUGCUAAUAUCUUCCGCUCUACUCUUUGGAUUUUGGGUGAAUAUAGUGAUCAAUCUGAAACGAUAUCAAAGGUCUUUGAAUUAGUCCAAGAAUCAUUAGGGGAGAUUCUAAUUGAUGGCACAGGUACCUCAGAACUCGAAUUAGACAAUGACAAGCAAAAAACGAGUGCUACUAAACAGAUGGGUGAAAAUAAGCCUCGCCAAUUAAUUACUGCUGAUGGAACUUAUGCAACUCAAACAGCAAUGUUUUCGACUACGACUCAAAAUGUUGGUGACAACGAUAAGCCAGCCUUUAAAAAACUGUUACUAGAUGGAAAUUUCUUUAUUGCUUCAGCUGUGGCUAACGAUUUGGCCAAAUUAGUACUUCGUUAUUCAGAAUUGAACAAAGGAGUGCCUACAACCGUUAACAAAAUUGCUGGCCAGGCGCUUUUAUUAACUGCUAACAUAAUUCAUUUGGGCAAGUCUGGCCAAUGCAAGCAACAAAUCACAGAAGACGAUCUUGAUCGUUUAUCAACAACUAUUCGACUAAUAGUGGAACAAUGGCCCGAGGCUGUCAAUGGCUUCCUCGAGGAAUGUCGGUUCUCAUUAGAGCAAAUGCUACAGGCGAAGGGAGAUGUUGAUCGCCACGAGAAUGCUGAAAUGAAAAAUGCUAAAAAGAAAGUGAUUCAGCCUGACAAAACAAUUAUGUUUACUCAAUUAUCUACACGUGUUUCUGAAGGCGUGACUGGAACAAACCUUUUUGAUUUGUCUUUAUCUCAAGCACUGGGAACGGCACCGAAACCCACUAAAUUUGAUUUUGCUACCUCAAAACUUGGUAAAGUCAUCCAGCUUGCUGGCUUCUCAGAUCCAGUUUAUGCGGAGGCUUAUGUCAAUGUUAAUCAAUAUGAUAUCGUUCUAGACGUGCUAAUAGUGAAUCAGACUGCCGACACGCUUCAAAAUUUAUCAUUAGAGCUUUCCACUGUUGGAGAUCUUAAACUUGUUGACAAACCGUCGCCAGUAACGUUAGCACCACAUGACUUUACUAAUAUAAAGGCAACUGUAAAAGUAUCUUCAACUGAAAACGGUGUCAUUUUCUCAACAAUUGCUUAUGAUGUGCGCGGCUCAACAUCAGAUAGAAAUUGUGUUUAUUUAGAAGAUAUCCACAUUGACAUUAUGGAUUACAUCGUGCCAGGGACUUGCACUGACACCGAGUUUAGAAAGAUGUGGGCCGAUUUUGAAUGGGAAAAUAAAGGUGAUUGUGGUUUCCUUGCCGCCAAUUUCUGUGCUCAUUCAAUUUUUGGAGAAGACGCGUUGGCGAAUGUAAGCAUUGAGAAAUCUGACCCAUUAGAUACUAAUAGUCCAAUCAUUGGACAUAUUCGCAUACGAGCAAAAUCGCAAGGAAUGGCGCUUUCACUUGGAGACAAGAUAAAUCACGCCCAGAAGGAGCGAAAACCAGUGGAGCGCUCAAAGGCCGUUUCUUCAGCCUGA
Meloidogyne enterolobii is the source of this 2778-nucleotide messenger RNA. Lineage: Eukaryota; Metazoa; Nematoda; Chromadorea; Rhabditida; Meloidogynidae. The record is from the annotation of a GenBank genome assembly.